Molecule: messenger RNA, 1519 nt
Organism: Myotis myotis
Lineage: Eukaryota; Metazoa; Chordata; Mammalia; Chiroptera; Vespertilionidae
Gene: SNRPB2
Product: small nuclear ribonucleoprotein polypeptide B2
Exons: 7
Coding region: 643-1320 (225 amino acids)
Biological process (GO): mRNA splicing, via spliceosome
Cellular component (GO): U1 snRNP
Molecular function (GO): U1 snRNA binding
Source: RefSeq, a predicted model, not a curated record
UGUACCGGACCUGGGGUUCGCGGAAGGCUGGGCCAGCGGGCGGGGGAGGAAUGGAGGCUGCAGCGCCGCUCCGGCGAGGCCUCCCAUCUUAAGAGUGUUGUCUGGAGUCAGACGUGUAGGGUCCGGGACCACGGGGCUACUUCCUUGGGCUUCGGUCCGGGGCCUUGGGCGAUUGUGCUUGUGUCGGGAGAGGAGGGAUGAUUGUACGAAGUGAAGGAUGAUUAUUGCCCCUUUGCUGGUUCCAGCUCGCUCUGAGCUUUCGUGUAGCUUCCGGAGGCUCCUUUUUGGAUUGAGAAGCUUCCCCGGUGCCCCUGCAGUCGUCCAGGCAACCAUCCAACCUACCCUGAGCCUCCCCUCUGAUCAUUUCCCUCCUAUUGGCGACCUCAGGUUUCAGAUGAGCAGCCCGCAGGUCUCUGAGAAGCCUGCCUUUUAACGUAUUGCCCGCCCAAGCGGAGCCCCUGUCCGCGGGCCCUUUCCUUGCCAGUCAUCCUGUGUUCUUCACAUACAGUGGGUGAAGCUAGGUAUUUGUGAAGUUAAAGGAUAUGUGGGACGGCCUAGGGAACAAAGCAAGGUCAGAAUUUGCAACUCAAAACGAUGUGAAAGAUGAACUAUUGAGGCUGCUUGGACAGCUUAACCCAAAAGAUGGAUAUCAGACCAAACCAUACAAUUUAUAUCAACAAUAUGAAUGACAAAAUUAAAAAAGAAGAAUUGAAGAGAUCCCUGUAUGCCCUGUUUUCUCAGUUUGGCCAUGUUGUAGAUAUUGUAGCUUUAAAGACCAUGAAAAUGAGGGGGCAAGCCUUUGUUAUAUUUAAAGAAUUGGGCUCAUCCACAAAUGCCUUGAGACAGUUACAAGGAUUUCCAUUUUAUGGUAAACCAAUGCGAAUCCAGUAUGCAAAAACAGAUUCAGAUAUAAUAUCUAAAAUGCGUGGCACCUUUGCUGACAAAGAAAAGAAAAAAGAAAAGAAGAAAGCCAAAACUGUGGAACAGACAGCACUGACUGCUAAUAAGAAGCCUGGUCUGGGAGCACCAAAUUCAGUUAACCCCCAAGGAAAUGCAACGCCAAACCCUCAGGUCCCUGAUUACCCUCCAAACUAUAUUUUAUUCCUUAAUAAUUUACCAGAAGAGACUAAUGAGAUGAUGUUAUCCAUGCUGUUUAAUCAGUUCCCUGGUUUCAAGGAAGUACGUUUGGUACCUGGGCGGCAUGACAUUGCAUUUGUUGAAUUUGAAAAUGAUGGACAGGCUGGAGCUGCCAGGGAUGCUUUACAAGGAUUUAAGAUCACACCAUCUCAUGCCAUGAAGAUCACCUAUGCCAAGAAAUAACAUUUGGGAGAGUUGUCUUUAAAGGACUUGGAGUUAUUUAUAGUGUUUGUUUUCAUAACAAUUGGUCAGGCCAUUCUAAUAGUUGGGGCUGGAAAUGCAAGUAAAAUUUUUGUGUAGAUUUUUAAAAAUUACCUAUUAGUGAACUAUGAAAUGUGAAGGCCUUAAUUUUGUACAAUAAAGUUUUAUACAUAAUACUUCA